UUUUUUAUGCAGCUAGCAGUUACAACGGACUCAUGGGUUAUCAUACACACCCGGGAUAAAGGUCCUGUUAAAUUUAUUGGAAUGAAGAGAGAUGCGCUAAGAAUACUUUCUAUGGGGAGGAGAGGCACUUUCCCAGCACGCGCACUGCUGGGCAUGCCGUUUAACGAGUUCCUAGUGUGGUCUCCCGAGGACAAAGCAUUUUCUGUAGGGGGUACAAAGGAGGCACCCACUGCAAAGCAUGCCAAGAAGAAGUUCAACAAGCACUCAGUGGAGAUAUUACUGCGCACACCCACACUGCAUGAUAUUAUUUCUAUGUACAUCCAGAAGGGAGACUUGCACGUAUCCCAUGAGGCAGCAGCUGAAGUACUUUUCCAUGCAAUUGGUACUAAGUAUGUAAUUGUUAAGGAUGACCAUAAGUCAGUCCUUUUAGGCGCAGUUGCCAUGGCACGUGGUACAAAGAAUCUCUACCGCAUAGGAGGAUCAACUGCAGACUUGGCCAUACUUGGUGCACUUGGUCAUCCUAUGAAAAUAGAAGAGUACUCUAUCCCAGUGUGUGACAAGACUGUAUGUGAUGCAGAGGGCGUUAAAUGCCCUGGCAGUGCCAUGGGCUGUGCUGAGAGUGCCGUAUGUGAUUCACCAAGUACAUGCACUGAGACUGCAUCUGUAUGCCCUGACAGUGCCAUGGGCUGUGCUGAGAGUAGGCAGAAGGGUGUCCUUUUAGUGCUUGCACAGAAGGAGAAAUAUAUUGCAGAGGAAGUGGUUUCUCUAUUAAAGAGUAUCCCAUUGCAUAUGAAACCAGAAAGUGCGUAUGUUGAUUUUCUUGUGUACCACCCAGUGAAAGAGGCUCUUCUAGACCUGUUUAAUGCAAUGAUGACUAACAAAUCCUUCUGUCUUCUCGAUUUAAGAGAACAUUUCUACAGGGAGUACCAGGGAACACUCGGUGCAAUUCACCCGACCAUGUCUAAAUUAGGCCAUUCUGGGUUUGUUUUAACUGGCACAUUCCUUGACAAUUAG
Molecule: messenger RNA, 1014 nt
Organism: Nematocida parisii ERTm1
Lineage: Eukaryota; Fungi; Microsporidia
Exons: 1
Coding region: 7-1014 (335 amino acids)
Biological process (GO): tRNA methylation
Cellular component (GO): tRNA (m1A) methyltransferase complex; nucleus
Source: RefSeq, a predicted model, not a curated record